Molecule: messenger RNA, 1485 nt
Organism: Trichomonas vaginalis G3
Lineage: Eukaryota; Parabasalia; Trichomonadida; Trichomonadidae
Product: alanine aminotransferase family
Exons: 1
Coding region: 1-1485 (494 amino acids)
Biological process (GO): biosynthetic process
Molecular function (GO): L-alanine:2-oxoglutarate transaminase activity; pyridoxal phosphate binding
Source: RefSeq, a predicted model, not a curated record
AUGUCGCUUAAGACAAUUUCUCGCCUAUUUGCCUAUUCCCCAAGGUACUUGCAGAAUGCUAGGGCGUUGAACAUCAAUACAGUCAACAAAGAAGUCGUCAAAUCAAGUUAUUCUAUUAGAGGUCACUUAAAUACAGUUUCAGAUCAACUCAGAAAGAGAAUGGCUGCAGGUGAAAAGCUUCCAUUUGAUAGCAUUAUCCCAUGCAACAUUGGUAAUCCACUUGCAGUUGGAAAAGAUCCAUUAACUUUCCCAAGAGAUGUUGUUUCAUGCAUUGAAAACACGAAAUUACUCAACUCUGCGGACAUUUCCGAAGAAGCCAAGGACAGAGCUAAGCAAAUCAUUGCUUCAACAGGCGGAAGAUUUGGUGGAUACACUAAAUCUCAAGGUAUUGAAAUAGUUCGCCAGCACAUCGCUGAAUUCAUGUACAAACGCGAUGGAUAUCCAUGCAAACCAGAUGAUAUCUAUCUUUCUGAUGGUGCUUCCUCCGCUAUUUCCUUCUUAAUGACUUUAUUGAUUCAGCACAACAACGUUGGUAUCAUGACACCAUUCCCAACAUACCCAGUCUACACAAGUGAAGCAGCCGUUCACGGUGGCAAGAUCGUUCCAUUCUACCUCAGAGAAUCCAAUAACUGGAGUCUCGAUAUCGAAGAACUUGUUCGCGCUUACAACCUUGCCAUCAAGGAAGGCAUCGAUGUUAGAUGCAUGGUCAUCAUCAAUCCAUGCAAUCCAACAGGCCACGUCUUAAGACCAGAGACAAUGAGAACAAUUGUUGACUUUUGCGAGCAAAACAACAUCCUUCUCAUUGCUGAUGAAGUCUACCAAGACGUUGUCUACAACAAAGAACGUCCAUUCUACUCUUUCAAGAAGAUUGCAAGCCAAAUGAAAUCAAAUAUCCAGUUGGUUUCACUCCAUUCAAUUUCCAAGGGCUUCAUGGGCGAAUGUGGCCAUCGCGGUGGCUAUUUCGAGCUUUACCACUUCCCAGAAGACGUAAAAGCCCAAAUCUUCAAGAUGGCAACUUUCGGAUUAUGUCCAAACGCUGUCGGCCAAGUAAUUGUCGACUGCAUGGUCCAUCCACCAGAAGCACCUGAGAACAAGGCAAUCUGGGAAAGCGAAAGGAACUCAUACAUCACAAAACUCCAACAAAAGUCAGUUAAACUUGCUGAAUGCUUUAACUCACUUCCAGGAAUCAAAUGCAAACCAGCAGAUGGUGGCUGGUACCUCUUCCCUGCUCUCAGCCUUCCUCUCAAGGCUCUUGAAGCUGCAAAGUCAUGCAGAUGGCAGAGGGAAGUGAUGCCACCUGACUUCUUCUGGUGCUUGAAACUUCUUGAAGAGACAGGAGUUAUUGUUGUCCCUGGUUCUGGUUUCGGUCAAGUUCCUGGAACAUUCCACUUCAGAUCUACUUUCUUGCCUGAAGAUGAGAAGUUCGACCAAGUUAUUGAGAGAAUUACAAAGUUCCAGAACGAAUUCAUGACAAAAUAUGAUUAA